AUGAACGACUCAGUGUUGGAAAGUCUUGAUGAGAUUAUUGAGGCUGCCAAAUCGCCGUCGAGAAAGUCAAAAUCUCUGGAAAUGAUUGAGGAAACGAGGCAAACGCCCGAGAAAAGCCCGGAAAAGGAAAAUAUGGAAAGGAGAGAAAAGAGCCGAUCAAAGUCUUCAUCCUCAUCCUCCUCCUCCUCCUCUUCAGAGGGUAUCCCGCGAAUUCCAACGCCAACAAUUGAGGCUGGGCCCGAUGCAGACUCUGACGCGCCCUCAUCUGAUGACUCGGAGGCUGACGAGUACACAGUCGAGAAAGUGCUCAAUCACAAGAAGCUCCGAAAUGGGAAAUUGGAGUUUUUGAUCAAAUGGGAGGGUUAUGGGGACGCUGAUAACACAUGGGAACCAGAGGAGAAUUUGAGUUGCGCCAACAAAAUCGCCGAGUACUGGUCUUCAAAGAAAGCCGAUAUUCCCACUGAGAAAUCUCGCGCAACCACUCCACAAAAGAAAAAGGAAAAGAAAAAGAAGUCAGCCGAAAUGGUCGAGCUUUCCGAGAGUGAUGACGAUGAGCCGCUUUUCAAGAAAAGAAAUUCCAAAGUUCUUCUCGAAAGUGCAACGGAUCAGCCAAGGAAAGAAGGCACUUCGUUGAACGUCGAGGAAUUGUUUGGAACCAGCUUGAAGCCAAAGGACGAAAAGCGAAGGCGAACGGUGAAAGAAGUGGAAAAUGAAUCGGAAAGGAAAAAGAAAAAGAGAGCCUACACGGAUGAUGAAGAAGAGAAAAGCGAUCACGAGAGUGAAAAGAGAAGCCGACGAACCCGAGCCACGCCACUAAUCAACACUGGAAGCGAUGACGAGAGUGAAAAGAGAAGCCGACGAACCCGAGCCAACACUGGAAGCACCACAUCGAAAAAGCGUAAAGCUAUCAUCGAAGAUUCGGAAGAAACAUUAGCUAAUUUAGCUGAAACGAGUCGAACAAACAAGAAAACGGAUAAAACGAGCACUUAUCGUUUGCAGAAAGGGGAAAAGCCGACGAGAGUGAUUGGAAUGAAAUUGACAAGUGAUGGAUUGAUGGUACUGAUCGCUUUCGGCGAGCCCACAAAAGGAGAGUAUAAACCGUCGGCUUGUGAGAUGACUCCGUGCAAUGUUGCUCGUCAAUGGCCAGCAGCUAAUAAAUUACUACUCGAUUUUCUCAUUGGCGCCGCCGAGAAGCAACUCUCGACGUUUUCGGGAAAAGUUCACGAAUACGAGCGAGAUAGGGGAAGGAAA
Molecule: messenger RNA, 1251 nt
Organism: Mesorhabditis belari
Lineage: Eukaryota; Metazoa; Nematoda; Chromadorea; Rhabditida; Rhabditidae
Source: the annotation of a GenBank genome assembly